Messenger RNA from Hevea brasiliensis (rubber tree), 1732 nucleotides. RefSeq lists its product as uncharacterized. The record is from RefSeq and is a predicted model, not a curated record. The transcript is spliced from 3 exons. Lineage: Eukaryota; Viridiplantae; Streptophyta; Magnoliopsida; Malpighiales; Euphorbiaceae. Bases 262 to 1500 code for a protein of 412 amino acids.
CUCCUCCUCCUCCUACUCCUCCUCCUCCUCGUUCUUCUGAUUGGUAUUAAACUUCAAUCCUACGUUAAAAAGGACAAAACCAAUAAUUAAUAUUAUAAUCCUAAAUACAAUAUUAAUUUUUCCCCAUUUGGUCUCUUCUCUGUAACUAAAUUCAUCUUCCACCACACAAAUUGUUACUGCAAAUUCUCUCUGCGAUCGAGCUUUGCACCAUUUGUCAAGAAAGGUUUUUUGUGAAUUCUUGUUUCAUUCAAUACAAACACCAUGAGAUUCAGGAAAAGAAGUAACGUAGAGGUAUUCUGCAAAAAGGGUGGGCCUUCAGGGGCGUGGAGAUGCGGUGAGAUUGUUUUUUCAGGCAAUGGACACGAUUACAGUGUAACGUAUGAUUCUCCUUCAAGCAAGAAUAAUGAGGAUCUUGUAGAGAAGGUCUCAAGAAAAGCAAUUAGGCCUUGCCCUCCUCCUCUGGACGAUGCUUCCAAUAGUUGGACUGCUGGUGAUGUUGUGGAGGUGUUGGAUGAUCUUUAUUGGAAGGCAGCUGCAAUUUUGAAGGUUUUCAGUCAAAAUUACUAUUUUGUUAGAUUAAUUGGGUCUUCAAGGGAACUCCGAAUCCACAAAAGUAACAUUAGGAUGCGUCAAUUAUGGGAAGAUGGCAAAUGGGUUGUCAUUGGAAAGGGUUCUGGCUUCAGGGAAGAUGUGAAGUCCAAUAAACUUUCGACCUUCAGUUGUUACCAGUAUAUAAGCCCUCGGAUGCCGCAGGCCAAAGCAAAGACAAAAGUUCAUGCAGGGAACAAUUGUUUCACUGUUGAGAACGAUGCUGGUUUUCAGGAUUCUUGUAUUGCGACUGCUAGAACACUGAAGAGAGCAUCUGAUGUCAAAGAGUGUAAUGGAAAGGUCCUCAAAAUGAGAGCAACACAGAAAAAGGGUGAGCACCAACUAGCGAUGCCAGGGUGCUCAUCCUCAUUUAUGCAAAAGGUAGGUGUUGUUGCUUACCCGGGAGAAUGUCUGGGUGAAACCUACAUGUAUACUUCCCCUUACAAUCAAACAAUUGAAUCCUAUCAAAUGGAGAGGGAGGCACCAAAUUAUCGUGUUGAGACUUUUCAAGCAAGAAGCUUUGAAGCUAAUGAUUAUAGUAAUGACGAAUGUUCUGUUGGUAGUUGUAGCGUUAUUAGUAAUAGUCCAAGUAAACUAUCUUGUCACAUCUUAGAAGGUAAUAGUCGUGAUGCAGAUAGCCUUAGUAGUGGUGCUGAAUCCUUUUAUGGUCGCGGAGAUGAAGAAAAAAAAUGUACCCUUUCCUUAGAAGAAAAUGUAUCGGUAGGAAUUCAUAUGUUAGAGUUGCACGCUUAUCGUUGCACUCUAGAGGCAUUGCAUGCUUCUGGGCCCUUAAAUUGGGAACAAGAAGCGUUGUUGACAAAUCUUCGUAUCUCACUUAAUAUUUCGAAUGAUGAACAUUUGAUGGAGCUAAGGAACUUAAUCUCAACUAGAACAAGUGUCCAUAUUAGGUAGCACCUAAUUUGGGUCUUUGCUUUCCUAUGGCCUUUUUCCUAUUCUGGAAACAGUUUCUAUCUAUUAGCAUAGGUUGACAUCAAUGUAAGAAGCAGCAUGAAAUUGGGACAUUUUGUAGCUUUAUUAUUAUUGUUCAAUCUGUUUUGACUAGGCCAAUGUAAAUUUGUAUUUUGAAAAUUAUGUAAGAACUCUUUAUGCUGUAUAAAUUUUUCCUGGUUCAUCAUUGUGUUAA